AAGUAGCAUAAUGUCAAGAUGGGUGAUAGUGAUUGGAGUAGUCACGAUGAGCCUACUGCUUUGCGUGACUGCUUACGGCAAGGCAAAGCAGAGCUAUUAUUAUGGCAAUUACAGAUCGUGCCCUAACGUAGGCGGUUAUCCGUCACAGUGUCGACCACCCAAAGAUUGCGCUGUUUGGUACGAUGUUAUUGUCGCUACACCUGGCGCAGAUUGUAAAUUGACAGACGGAAAUCCUGGAACCUGCUGUCCCGAUCUUCCCUCUAAUGGUAAUGGAGCGCCUAUUCUGAAUGUUCCUAAGCGCGUGAGCGUCCCGUUCAGCAUUAAUACGGAGAAGGUUGAACAAGCCAUAGCGGCGAGUCAGACACUGAGCACAUGUUUAACCAACACGGAAAUUUGCCUGAACGAAAAUAAAAUUACAAUCAGACCGGGAUCUUCUCGUGCCGCACAUGCAUUUUUCUCUCGUACAACACCCGAAUCGAUGGAAAUCAGUCGUGGUGCGUUACGCGCCGAUUUUGCUGCCAAGGAACUCAUUAAAAGUUUUGGUACCAAACUUGAGUCGGACCAAGCAGACAGUGCUGUUUCGCAGAUCAGCCUGCAAGGCACGAACUUGGCCAACACAUGUCCCGUAAGCCCAGUCUGUGAUGAAAGGACUCUCCGCUCACCUUUCCGAAAACUGGACGGUUCGUGUAAUAACGUGAAGAACCCCAUCUGGGGCCAAUCGAAAACUCAGUACCAACGUCUUCUUUCCCCAGAUUACGCUGAAGGUAUUUCUACGCCACGAAAGGCUAAAAACUGGCAACAGGGUCGUGAGCUUCCAAGUCCCCGUUUAGUGUCCAUUUCUGUGGUUCACGAUGAAAACUCUCCCAGCGAUUCUACAGCUUCUUGGGCUAUGCAAAUGGGACAAUUUUUAGACCACGAUCUUGUCUCGACACCAACUAUAAGUGCUACAUGCUGCACUAGUGACGGUAAAGCGAUGAGGCCGGCUGAACUCCACCCUGAAUGCCUGCCCAUUUCGAUUCCAGCUGACGACCCAUUUUUCUCACAGUUCGGUCACACUUGCAUGGAUUUCGUCCGUUCUAGUACAGCACCUAGAUUGGAUUGCAAAUUAGGCCAUCGAGAACAGUUGAACGAUAACACCCAUUUCUUGGAUCUGUCACUUGUGUACGGCUCUGAUGAUAAAACUGCAGGUGAAUUGCGGACCAAAGAAAAAGGAAAACUAAAAAUUAAUUCUCCAAAGAGCAAUCACGAGCCAUCCUUACUACCACCCGGUGAUAGCCCUCUUGGAAGACCGUGUAGUCUAGCCAGACAAGUAUCUGGAACAGAUCCAUCAGAUGAUAUCAAAUGUUUUGCGGCAGGGGAUGGUCGAUCAAGUGUGACACCUAAAAUGGCAGUAUCUCAAACUGUCUUCUUGCGUGAACACAAUCGACUUGCAGCAGAGCUUGCAAGUUUGAAUCCUAAUUGGGAUGAUGAGCGUCUGUAUCAGGAGGCCCGGCGCAUUCUGAUUGCGCAAGCGCAGCACAUCACCUACAACGAGUGGUUGCCUAUCGUUAUUGGUCGUUCUAAAAUGCAACAACUUGGUUUGUUGCCACUACAGCGUGGCUUUAGCAGAGAUUACGAUGGAAAUGUCCUUCCUAGCAUUGUCAAUGAAUUCGUCGGCGCCGCUUUCCGUUUUGGCCAUUCGCUCGUCCAAGGAAAUUACCAUUUGUUUAAUCAGCAGAGAGAAAGGGUGGCAGGAGAAAAAAUUCUACGCCAGCAUUUUUUCAAAACACAAGAGGUCUAUAAGCCCGGUAACGUGGAUAAAUUCCUGAUUUCUUUGGCUACUGUACCUAUUCAAAAUAUGGACAAUUCAUUCACCAAAGAGCUGACAAAUCACUUGUUCGAAGAUCAUCCUGCCCAACGUUUUGGUUUGGAUUUGGUAUCACUCAAUAUUCAACGUGGACGUGAUCACGGUCUACGAGGUUACAAUUCUUACCGGGAAUUGUGCGGACUUAAACGAGCCAAUAAUUUCGACGAUCUUUGUGAUACGAUUCCCAACGUAAUUGUCAAACGUCUUCAAACUUUGUACGAUUCGGUGGAUGAUAUUGACCUAUUCAUCGGUGGAGUCUCAGAGCGAGCAGCCGAAGGGGCAUUGGUAGGUCCAACGUUCCAAUGCAUCGUAGCCGAUCAGUUUUUAAAACUGAAACGAGGCGAUCGCUACUUUUAUGAUCUUGGAGGACAGGCCGGCUCGUUCACUCAAGAACAACUGGAUGAAAUCCGAAAAACCAGCUUGGCACGAAUCGCUUGCGGCAAUAGCCAAGUUCAGAAAUUCCAGCCUCUACUUUUCAGAACCGUAUCAGCCGCGAAUCCAAUCGUUGAUUGCAAAUCUUCCACUAUCCCAAGCAUGAGUCUUCUCCCAUGGAAGGAGAGAGGGUACGGCGGCGGUGGGUACUCUGGUUAGUGCUAUGGCUAAAUAUGGCAAAGGACAUACAAUUACAAUCAAGUAUAAUCUAACCGAGUGAAUGUAAUGCUACGAACCAAUUUGCGAAAGCAGGAGAAUGUCUCGGAUUUAUCAAUCCAUUGAAGUAUGUAUGUCCCCAUGAAAAACCCUGGAAUUUCACUGACCUGAAAUGAAAAAUUUAUAAAACAUUAAUACAA
Molecule: messenger RNA, 2634 nt
Organism: Daphnia carinata
Lineage: Eukaryota; Metazoa; Arthropoda; Branchiopoda; Diplostraca; Daphniidae
Product: peroxidase-like
Exons: 15
Coding region: 11-2437 (808 amino acids)
Biological process (GO): response to oxidative stress
Molecular function (GO): heme binding; peroxidase activity
Source: RefSeq, a predicted model, not a curated record